AUGACGAUAAAUUGCUUUGGUCUGCUGACGGCUCUGAGAAAUCAAGUUCCUCUGAAGAGCAUUGAUGCUCAGCUGGAGGUGAAGGACCAUGUAGCUACUCUGGUCUCCACUCUGAACUAUGAGAACAAGGAGGACAAACCUCUAGAGGCUGUGUUUGUCUUCCCUCUGCCUGGAGAUGCUGCUGUGUGUCAUUUCAGUGCUCAGAUUGGAGAAACACACAUUGUAGCUGAGGUGAAGGAGAAACAGCAGGCUCAGGAGGAGUAUGAUGAUGCUCUGAGCUCCGGUCAGCAAGCCUUCCUGUUGGAGGAGAGUGAUGAGAGUCCAGAUAUCUUCUCUCUGAAAGUGGGCAGUCUGCCUCCAGGAGAGAGCGCCUCCAUCAGGCUGGAGUACGUCACUGAACUGGCUGUGCAGGCUGAUGAUGGGCUGAGGUUCUGUAUGCUUGCUGUGCUCAACCCUCGAUACCAACCUCAGGGUAGUGAAGGUCCCAGUGUCCAGGUGACCUCAGUUCCAGCCUCUCUGGUGCCCUACAGUCUGUCCUUUUCUGCCCAGGUCUCCUCUCCUCGUCCAAUCUCUAAAAUAGAGUCCAGUUGUUCUCUGGAGCCUCUUCAGUACCUCAACGCUGAUCAAACUCAGGCCACGGUUAAAUUGGUUGCAGGACACAAGUUUGACAGAGACGUUGAGCUACUGAUUUAUUACAAAGAUGCCCACCAGCCCUCUGCUGUGGUGGAGGCAGGACAGGCCUCUGCCAAACCUGGCUCUCUGAUGGGUGAUCCAGUGGUGAUGGUUAGCCUUUACCCAGAGUUCUCCCAAUCAGUGAUGUCCUCACUCACUACUUGUGGAGAGUUUAUAUUUUUGGUGGAUCGAUCAGGAAGUAUGCGUUCAAGAAUGAAUCACAAAACAUCUCAGAGUCGCAUGGACAGUGCCAAGGAAACUCUGUUGUUCCUUUUGAAGAGCUUGCCAAUGGGCUGCUACUUCAACAUCUACAGUUUUGGGACAACGUUUGAAUACACCUUCCCCAACAGUGUGAAGUACACCCAGAAAACAAUGGAGAACGCUCUGAAGAAAGUUGAAGAGAUGGCAGCUGAUCUGGGGGGAACAGAAAUCCUGCAGCCACUCACACUUAUUUACAGCCAGCAGUGCAUUCCUAAUCAUCCCAGACAACUGUUUGUCUUUUCUGAUGGAGAAGUUGGAAACACCAAAGAUGUUUUAGAUCUGGUCAGAAAGAAUUCAGAUUCCCACAGGUGCUUAUCCUUUGGGAUUGGGGAAGGAGCAAGUUCUGCUCUCAUCAACGGGAUGGCCAAAGAAGGUGGAGGUCACGCUCAGUUCAUAACAGGAACUGAAAGGAUGCAACCAAAAGUGAUGGAGUCACUGCGAUUUGCUUUGCAUCCAACUGUAGUGGACAUUUCACUCACUUGGGAUUUACCAAAAGGAGUGUCAGCCACUGUUCUCUCUCCACCAAUCAAAGCACUUUUCCAGGGUCAGAGGUCUGUGAUAUACUCCCAGCUCUCUGGAAAGAUUUCAGAAGCAUCAGAAGCUUGUGUGAAGGUCAAGUACAGCCUGGCAGGUCAUCCCUGUGAGAACCAGCUGCACUUCAGCCUCAAUCCAUCAGGAAACACUGGAUUAACGGUCCACAGGUUGGCUGCUCGGACUCUGAUUCACUCACUUGAAAUGAAGAUGAGAGAACCCAGUGGAAUGGACAACGAUGCCAAGAGGAAGGUGGUUAAGCUCAGUGUCGAAUCAGGAGUGAACAGUUCCUUCACUGCCUUCAUUGCAGUCAACAAAACAACAAACAAAGUAAUUCAAGGACCUCUGGUACGCCGAAAUGUUCCAACAGCCA
This is a messenger RNA of Poecilia latipinna (sailfin molly), 1837 nucleotides long. RefSeq names its product von Willebrand factor A domain-containing protein 5A-like. The annotation marks the transcript as partial. The record is from RefSeq and is a predicted model, not a curated record. NCBI's taxonomy places the organism in Eukaryota, Metazoa, Chordata, Actinopteri, Cyprinodontiformes, Poeciliidae. The transcript is spliced from 13 exons.